Molecule: messenger RNA, 1059 nt
Organism: Rotaria socialis
Lineage: Eukaryota; Metazoa; Rotifera; Eurotatoria; Philodinida; Philodinidae
Source: the annotation of a GenBank genome assembly
AUGGAGAUUUCCAACGAACGUAUUAUAAAUAUUAGUCCAAUUGAUGAUGAAUAUCUCUGUCCGAUUUGUGUUCAUUUACUAUGGAAACCAGUUGAAUGUCAAAAUUGUCAACGAGUCUUUUGCAAGAGUUGUAUUGACAAAUGCUUGAAAGAAAAGCCGAAUGUGUGUCCAUUAUGUCAGCAUUAUCAAGAAAAGCGUUGCUCGCCAUUACUUUAUGCUUUAUUGUGCAAAUUUAAAAUUGCAUGCGAAAACAAGCACAAUGGCUGUGAUGAUAUAUUACCAUAUGAAUCACUUGAGAAACAUCAACAAGAACAGUGUCAGUAUCAAAUGAAGAUAUGUCGCGGUUGUCAGAAUAAUGUGUUAAAAAACGAUUUGGAUCAACAUGAGCAAAAGUGUGGUGAAAUUACUAUCGAAUGCAAACGAUGUAGACUAGUUUAUAAGAAACGAGAAACACACGAGCAAUUAGAUUGUGUGAUGAAUAUGAUGAAUCAAAGUAAUAAGAAAAUCGAAUCAUUAGAAAAACUAGUUGAAAAUUUACAACAAAAUGUGCAGAAACUUGACGCAAGUAUCAAUUUACAUUCUUUAAUAGACUGGCUCUCAUCAAGUGUUGCUCAUGAUGUACCAUUGUCAUCUUUGGCUUCUUCGUGGAAUAUCAUUUAUGAUCAUCCGUAUAGUCAUGUAACAACAGUUGCAGAAUUAAGAGCAUUAGUAGCUCAGUGUAAGAAACAAAUUAUGGUCGGUGCUAUACAAGGAAGUUCAUCAAUGAUAUUAAAGAUAGCAGCAAUGGGACCAUUAGAAAUUUUAUCUUUAGAUAGCCCUUUAAAUCGGCCAACAACGUUUGGCAACGUAAACUGGUACUUAACACCGAGCAAAUCAUUUGGAUUCGCUCCAUCAUCAACAACGAUCAACUGUGACAGAGCGGAUUAUAACGAAAAAGACAAUGCAGAAAAUCGAUUAAGUUGGCAACUUCACGGCGGCGGGGGUUGGCGUGCUGGGACAGCUAAAUAUUUAGAUAACAAUAGCGAAUGGAGAAAAAUUAUCAUGACAAUGAAAAAUUAA